AUGGAAAGAAGGCUACUAAAGAAGGAAAUGAAAAAACUCCUGGGAGAUUAUAUUGGCAUCAGACUUCGGGAAAAUGAAUUUGACCCAAAAGGAAGAAGGCAACUCACCUUUCUAGAUGAUAUGGCACACUAUGACUUGGCCAUCAAUGUUGCUCUGCAGUGGCUGGAUCACUCAGAAGAUUUAACUUGGCUGGAGUGGGAGAGAGUGAAAAUGCCAUUUCGGGGUAGACCCAUAUAUCCAAACCACAGAGAACGAGAAGCAAUGAUUUUAUCGUCUUAUGCUGGAAUCUUAAUGAACAGUAUCCCAAUUGAGGAAGUCUUUAAAAUUUAUGGGGCUGAUUCUUCUACCAAUUCUUGUGCUACCAAGGUUCCCAGAGCUCCACCCUUCCACCUCUCCUUGCACCCUUUUGCCAUGUUAACAGCACCCAAAGCAGCAGAAUAUGCCCGCAAACAGAGUGUCAAGUUAAGAAGGGGAGCAACGAAUCAAAAUACCACCAGCAGCUCUACAAAGGAAGCAAAUGUCACAGAAUGGAAACCAUAA
This is a messenger RNA of Mesoplodon densirostris (Blainville's beaked whale), 540 nucleotides long. RefSeq names its product chromosome 8 C2orf80 homolog (gene C8H2orf80). The transcript has 7 exons. The record is from RefSeq and is a predicted model, not a curated record. The coding region runs from base 1 to 540 and encodes 179 amino acids. Lineage: Eukaryota; Metazoa; Chordata; Mammalia; Artiodactyla; Ziphiidae.